CACGUCUCGUCGGUCUUCUAUCAGGCGUCACGUGGUGUCCCGCGCGGCGUGGAGAGGGAGGCGCGGGCGCUCUGGCGGUUUCUCUCUGGUACCGGAGGCGGUAGCGGCCAUCGAGGGCCGCGAUCCCCACCCCGCUCUUCGCCUCCUGCGGCCCUUCGUCGGUCCCCUUGCCCAUUACCGCCAUGUCGUGCAACUACGUGGUGACGGCUCAGAAGCCCACGGCCGUCAACAGCUGCGUCACCGGGCACUUUACCUCGGCGGAGGACCUGAACUUGUUGAUCGCCAAGAACACCCGCCUGGAGAUCUAUGUGGUCACCGCGGAAGGGCUGCGGCCCGUCAAGGAAGUGGGCAUGUAUGGCAAGAUCGCCGUCAUGGAGCUUUUCCGGCCCAAGGGGGAGAGCAAAGAUUUGCUCUUCAUUCUUACAGCAAAGUAUAAUGCUUGCAUCCUUGAGUAUAAACAGAAUGGGGAGAGCAUUGAUAUCAUCACCCGAGCCCAUGGCAACGUGCAGGAUCGUAUUGGUCGUCCCUCAGAAACAGGGAUAAUUGGUAUAAUUGACCCUGAGUGUAGAAUGAUUGGACUGCGCCUCUAUGAUGGCCUCUUCAAAGUGAUUCCUCUAGAACGAGAAAAUAAGGAAUUAAAGGCAUUUAACAUUCGUCUGGAGGAGCUGCAGGUCAUCGAUGUCAAGUUCCUGUAUGGAUGCCAGGCUCCAACCAUCUGCUUUGUUUACCAGGAUCCACAGGGCCGUCAUGUGAAGACCUAUGAAGUGUCUUUACGAGAGAAGGAGUUUAACAAGGGGCCCUGGAAACAGGAAAAUGUGGAGGCUGAAGCCUCCAUGGUAAUUGCAGUGCCUGAGCCAUUUGGAGGUGCUAUCAUUAUUGGACAAGAAUCCAUCACAUACCACAAUGGCGAUAAAUACCUAGCUAUAGCCCCACCAAUCAUCAAGCAAAGUACAAUCGUAUGCCACAAUCGUGUGGAUCCAAAUGGGUCCCGUUACCUUCUGGGUGACAUGGAGGGCCGGCUUUUCAUGCUUCUGUUGGAGAAGGAAGAGCAGAUGGAUGGUGGUGUCAGUUUGAAAGACUUGCGUGUGGAACUGCUUGGAGAGACAUCCAUUGCAGAAUGCCUGACUUACCUAGACAAUGGUGUUGUGUUUGUUGGCUCACGGCUUGGGGACUCCCAACUGGUGAAGCUCAACGUGGACAGUAAUGAGCAAGGUUCAUAUGUUGUCGCCAUGGAAACCUUCACCAACCUUGGUCCCAUUGUGGACAUGUGUGUGGUAGAUCUUGAGAGACAAGGUCAAGGGCAGCUGGUUACAUGCUCAGGUGCCUUUAAGGAGGGUUCUCUAAGGAUUAUUCGGAACGGUAUUGGGAUUCAUGAACAUGCCAGCAUUGAUCUGCCAGGAAUUAAAGGAUUGUGGCCCCUGAGAUCAGACCCCCACCAUGAAACUGAUAACACCUUAGUGCUAUCCUUUGUGGGACAAACCAGGGUUUUGAUGUUGAAUGGGGAAGAAGUGGAGGAAACAGAACUGACAGGAUUUGUGGAUGAUCAGCAAACUUUUUUCUGUGGCAAUGUUGCGCAUCAGCAGUUAAUUCAGAUAACAUCAGCCUCGGUACGACUGGUCAGUCAGGAGCCUAAGGCCCUUGUAAGUGAAUGGAAAGAGCCCAACAGAAAGAACAUUAGUGUGGCUUCCUGCAACAGCUGUCAAGUUGUGGUGGCUGUAGGGAGAGUAUUAUACUAUCUUGAAAUCCACCCCAGGGAGCUCAAGCAGAUAAGCUGCACAGAAAUGGAGCAUGAAGUGGCCUGUUUGGACAUCACUCCUCUGGGAGAUACCACUGGCAUGUCGCCUCUGUGUGCUAUUGGCCUCUGGACAGACAUCUCAGCGCGCAUUCUGAAGCUACCCUCAUUUGAGCUGUUACACAAGGAGAUGCUGGGAGGAGAGAUUAUCCCACGUUCCAUUCUGAUGACCACAUUUGAGAGUAGCCAUUAUCUGCUUUGUGCCCUUGGGGACGGGGCUCUUUUCUACUUUGGCUUGAACAUUGAGUCAGGUUUGCUGAGUGAUCGGAAGAAAGUAACGUUGGGAACUCAGCCCACUGUUUUAAGGACAUUUCGCUCCCUCUCCACCACCAAUGUCUUUGCCUGCUCUGACCGCCCAACAGUGAUUUACAGCAGCAAUCACAAGCUCGUCUUUUCUAAUGUCAAUCUUAAAGAAGUGAACUACAUGUGCCCUCUCAACUCAGACGGGUAUCCUGACAGCUUGGCUUUGGCCAACAACAGCACAUUGACAAUUGGCACUAUUGAUGAAAUUCAAAAGUUGCAUAUACGCACCGUUCCGCUUUAUGAGUCACCAAGGAAGAUCUGCUAUCAGGAAGUAUCACAAUGUUUUGGUGUGCUUUCCAGUCGCAUAGAGGUUCAGGAUGCUAGUGGAGGUACCACUGCGUUGAGGCCAAGUGCAAGCACCCAGGCCCUCUCUAGCAGUGUGAGUUCCAGCAAGUUGUUUUCUAGCAGUACGGCCCCACAUGAGACCUCAUUUGGUGAGGAGGUAGAGGUGCACAAUCUGCUCAUCAUUGAUCAACACACAUUUGAAGGUACUAUAUGUGAAGUGCUUCACGCUCACCAGUUCCUGCAGAAUGAGUAUGCGCUAAGUCUGGUCUCUUGCAAAUUGGGCAAAGACCCCAACACGUACUUCAUUGUGGGCACUGCCAUGGUAUAUCCUGAUGAGGCUGAACCCAAGCAGGGCCGUAUUGUGGUGUUCCACUAUUCUGAUGGUAAAUUGCAGACGGUGGCUGAGAAAGAAGUCAAAGGAGCUGUCUACUCAAUGGUGGAAUUCAAUGGAAAACUCUUAGCCAGCAUAAAUAGCACGGUGCGUCUGUACGAGUGGACAGCAGAGAAAGAGCUUCGCACAGAAUGCAAUCAUUACAACAAUAUCAUGGCACUCUAUGUAAAGACGAAAGGUGACUUCAUCUUAGUGGGAGAUCUAAUGCGCUCCGUCCUUUUGCUUGCCUACAAGCCAAUGGAAGGAAACUUUGAAGAGAUCGCUCGUGACUUUAAUCCAAAUUGGAUGAGUGCUGUGGAGAUUUUGGAUGAUGAUAACUUCCUAGGGGCAGAGAAUGCUUUUAACCUGUUUGUGUGCCAGAAAGACAGUGCUGCCACAACUGAUGAGGAGCGGCAGCAUCUGCAGGAGUUUGGCCUGUUCCAUCUGGGCGAGUUUGUCAACGUCUUCUGUCAUGGUUCACUAGUCAUGCAGAAUCUGGGUGAAACAUCCACCCCAACGCAGGGUUCUGUUCUCUUUGGCACAGUCAAUGGAAUGAUUGGCUUGGUGACUUCAUUGUCUGAAAGCUGGUAUAACCUCCUCUUGGAUGUACAGAACAGGCUGAACAAAGUCAUUAAGAGUGUAGGGAAGAUUGAACACUCCUUCUGGAGAUCAUUUCACACAGAACGCAAAACAGAGCCAGCUACUGGGUUCAUUGACGGAGAUUUAAUUGAAAGCUUUUUAGACAUCAGCCGACCCAAGAUGCAGGAGGUGGUAGCUAAUCUACAGAUUGAUGAUGGCAGUGGAAUGAAGAGGGAGGCCACAGUGGAUGACCUGAUCAAGAUUGUGGAGGAGCUCACCCGUAUCCACUAGCUGGAUGAGGAAAGAUUUCCUGGCACCUUCCUCCAUGCUAGCAUCUGGAGUCUUCCCUCCUGCAGCUGGGGCUCCCUAGCCAGUUGCACUGUAAUACUAGAGGCAGUAGCAGUGUGCCUGGGUGAAAGUGGGGAAUCUGUGAACUGAAGCCAUCUCGCUAGGAACUUGCAGAUGCAAUGUUGACUGUUGAUGAUAUCAUCUUCUGCUUGGAUUCACUAAUCCUGUGGCUCUUACCUGCCAACCCAGUAACUGGUUCCAGCCAGUAGUUCCCAUUGAAUAGCAUCUAGUGGUUGGCAAAGGUGUACCCCCACCUAGACUCUUCCCACAACUCAUUCACUGUUGUCUUUUAGUACCUUUUUGGAUUUAAUAUUUUUUGUUCCUUGUGUUUGAAGUGAGAGUCUUCUUUCUUCUCUCCCCCCCCCCCGCCCUUUCUUUUCCUCUUCAUUGGUUUGGAUGAGAUGUGGCUAGAUGGCCGUGUCUGGUGUUGGGGCAGUGGGAACUAUGGCCCCUCUUGGUAUGAAGAAGCCUGUCUGGGUGGGGAACCACAGUGUGGGUAGAAGACCUCUCUAACCCCAGCCUGGCUGCUCAUUUGGGGAGAAGGGGCUGAAAAACAAAAUUUCUGUUACUGAUUUUGAAAUUUUACCAAAUAAAAGUAGUCCAAGAGAG
This is a messenger RNA of Pogona vitticeps (central bearded dragon), 4286 nucleotides long. Lineage: Eukaryota; Metazoa; Chordata; Lepidosauria; Squamata; Agamidae. The record is from RefSeq and is a predicted model, not a curated record.